Acanthamoeba castellanii str. Neff is the source of this 1062-nucleotide messenger RNA. RefSeq lists its product as uncharacterized. Lineage: Eukaryota; Discosea; Longamoebia; Acanthamoebidae. The record is from RefSeq and is a predicted model, not a curated record. The transcript has 2 exons. The coding region runs from base 1 to 1062 and encodes 353 amino acids.
AUGUUCCGCUUCGUCCCGCCGCACUUGCCGGUCGACGCCAGCAAUUCGGGCCGAGUGGUGUUGACAGGCGUGCGAAACCAGCGGACGCUGUGCGAGGAGGAGCCGACGACGGCAGCGGCGGGCUACGGCUGGGAGUGCGCGCGGGAGCGGAGCGAACUCCUCGCCGAAGUGAUCGGCCGCUGCGCGGAGAGGGCCGACGGAGGCGCGUCGUCCACGGCGUGGCCGCUGCAGCGACGGCGGCGGGUGCUGACGGAGCUGAGGGCCGAGGCCAGUAAGCUGUCGGUGGUCGACGCCGAGGGUUUCGUCCUCUGCGACCAGCGAUACUCGCGCAUCGGGCUUCCCUCCCUCCAAUUCGCAGCGCUCAGCGAUCUGUCGCCGUUCCACUACCGGUUCGUGAAGCAGCCAUUGAUGCUGGCCGUGGUUCGCGCCUCCUUCCACGACCAACAGCGCUUCACCGAGCACUACCCCGAAUGGCGGGAGUGGUUCGAGUACGUGUCCGACAAGCUGCGCGAUUUUGCGCGCACGGUGGGUGCCUACUACGGGGCCAACAUGCAGCGACUGAGCGACAGGGAGCUGGCCCAGCGGCUCAAGCAGCUCAGCAAGCCCCUCCAGUCCCAGCGCAAGCAUCUGUGGAAGCAGCGCAAGCGCAACCAGAAGCAAAAGGCCGACGCUCACUCCGAGCCCGAGCCCGAGGCGAGCGACAACACCGACCGCAGCGCACCCAUCGAGCGAGGACCCGACACGGGACCUGACAAUGACGACGACAAGCGCAUCAGGCAAUUCGGCGACCUCUCGCGGCUCUUCUGGGCCAUUCGACGGCGCGAGCAGCACAGUAGCAACGUCGGGAGCGACCCCCAGGAGGUUGCGGUAAGUCUCGCGGUGUUGGAGUGCCUGGUGGGCUGGGAGGGCCGUACGGACGGCCCGUUCACCCGCAAGCUCGAGGAGUGGCUGUGGAAAGCCGACAACAGCGCCGCCGUGACGAGCGACAAGGACAAGCUUGUGCGCAUGCGCCACGCCAGCCACCGCCCCACUACCCUCCUCCGCCGCGCGGAGGAGCCCUGA